CUUAUCCAAACCGUUGUGGAGAUAAGUAACAAAGUUCACAUUUAGAUAAAGCACUUAAGAUAAAGGUGGGAGGAAAACCAAAUUAGGGUGUUACAGAGAUUUUAUAGUGUGUGUCAUAUCAGCAGUGUCUGGUAGUGGCUGGCAACCUAAAUAAUAAAUGCUGCUUAUUGAAUGCACAUGCACAGUAAUUAAGACAGUCCUAUGAGCGAAUAUUUGCAAGAAAGGUCUCAGAAUCAAAGGGUUGAAGAAGAGUGAACAUUACGGAACUUCUUCAGUUGAAUGAAAGGGUUUACUACUGAUCACAACUUUGCCAUGACGGUGGCAGUUACAUAACCGAGACGUGCGCUUACGCAUGCAGACUGCGGUGUUGUGUCUGCAUAUAUAUGGACAGGCGUAGUGAACGAAGGGACCUUUUGACUUGACAGCCUAUUUUACGAGAAUACGAGUCCUCCAGAGCGAACUAAGGAUUGUGAGCUGACAAAGUGGAAUCAUGCAGGUGUUUUAUCAGAAUGGAAAAGAAACCCCAGAGCCCGUAAAAGCAAACAUAUCUGGCACAGUUCCUGACUGGUUACAAGGAACCCUGGUGCGCAAUGGACCUGGGAUGUUCUCUGUUGGGGAUACUGCCUACAACCACUGGUUUGAUGGCAUGGCUCUCAUCCAUAGCUUCACCUUUAAAGAUGGUGAUGUCUACUACCGGAGUAAAUUUCUCAAGAGUGAUACUUUUAAAAAGAACACAGGUGCCAACAGGAUUGUGGUGUCUGAAUUUGGGACCAUGGUCUACCCUGAUCCCUGCAAAAACAUAUUUUCAAAGGCUUUCACAUAUCUCAGCAAUGCUAUCCCUGAUUUCACGGAUAACGGCGUUGUGAACAUUGUAAGAUAUGGGGAAGACUACUAUGCAGCAUCUGAAGUGAACUACAUCAACCAGAUUGACCCUCACACUCUGGACACAGUUGGACGAGUAAAUUACAGGAACCAUAUUGCCCUGAACCUGGCUACUGCACACCCUCACUACGAUGAAGAAGGAAACACAUACAACAUGGGCACAGCAAUCAUCGGUCUUGGCCGACCCAAGUACAUGAUAUUCAAAGUUCCAGCCAACGCGUCAGGUAAAGACAAGAAAAAGCCAGCCUUGAGUAAAAUAGAGCAGGUGUGCUCCAUCCCCUUCAGAUCAGCCCUCUACCCGAGUUACUUCCACAGCUUUGGCAUGACUGAGAAUUACAUCGUAUUUGUGGAUCAGGCCUUUAAGCUUGACAUCCUCAAGCUUGCAACUGCCUACUUCAGAGGGGUUAACUGGGGAGGCUGUCUCAAGUUUGACAAAAAUGAUGUCACAGUAUUCCAUCUGAUCGACCGGAAGACUGGGAAAGCCGUUUCCACAAAGUUCUAUGGAGAUCCUUUUGUGGUGUUCCACCACAUAAAUGCAUAUGAGGAAAAUGGGCAUGUUGUGUUUGAUCUGAUCACAUACAAAGACAGCAACCUGUACGACAUGUUCUACAUUGAAAACUUGAAACAGGACACAGACAAAUUCAUAGAAAACAACAAGAUAUUCUCACCACCAAUCUGUCAGAGAUUUGCCUUGCCCAUCACUAUUGAAAAGGACACGCCAGUGGGGACAAACCUUGUGACACUAGAAGACACCACAGCAAAAGCAGUGACUCAAAAGGAUGGCUCAGUCUUCUGUUCGCCUGACUCACUCUUUGUGGGUUUAGAAUUGCCACAGAUUAAUUCCAAAUUUAAUACCAAAAAGUAUAGAUAUUUCUACGGCUCCAGGGUGGAGUGGUCUCCACAUCCAAACAAGAUUGGCAAAGUAGACAUUGUCACCAGGACUCAUAAAGAGUGGAGUAGUGAAGAGUGCUACCCAUCUGAGCCUAUUUUUGUGGCCUCACCCGGCGCUGUGGAGGAGGAUGAUGGAGUCCUUUUGUCCUCGAUCGUGUCUCUUAAUCCAGCAAAAAAGCCCUUUAUGCUUAUCUUGAACGCCAAAACAAUGGAGGAGAUUGCACGUGCAGAAGUGGAUGCCUCUUUUCACAUGGACCUGCAUGGCUACUUUAUUCCUCAAAAGGACAGUAACUAAGCAGGGAUUGCUCAUAUUCAACCAUGUUAGAGGGUUUCACAUUGUGGCUCUUAAAGCAGAGUUCACUAAUAGAGUUCAUAGUUUGUAAACGGAUGCACAAGAUUGAGCUAAAACACAACCAGUUAUUUAUAAAGAAUAUUUUAUUUGUUUGUUUGUUUGUUGUUUACAAAUAAUAUGUCAUAUUUGUGCAUGUUAAAGCUACAGUGUGUAGGUCUUAAUGCAAUCUGCUGUGAGAAAUGGAAUAGUAUUCAAAAUGUUCCUAGUGCAUUAUCACCUGUCUGUUUUUGGUGGUUUAGAAUGAGCUCUUUAUAACUACGGUAUGGGUCUGCAUCCGCCAUCAUCCCAGAAAGGACACAUCAACCCUAACAGGAAAGAAGUAUAGAAAUCAAAUUUGGAGUCAAAAUAUGAUAGUAACCUUAUAGAAUACCAUAAAUAGGAAUCUGGUAUUUGGGACAUACUGUAUAUAGAGUAGUAUAACUAUAAGACUGUAUAUAUAAGUUGUAUUACAGAAUAUCAUUGGAGUAUCAUACAUAGAACAUGUUUUAGUAUGUCUAUAAAUCAUUUUAGUAAGGAAAAAACCUGGUUCUAAGGAGGUCCUUUCGUAUGUUUUCACCACUUCAGGGCUGUCACAGUUUACCCAAUACUCUUGGAACUGGAGUGGUAUUCAGUCAGUUGCAAGUUAGCAAGCUCAUCACUAGAGGACACUGUAGCUUAAACUUUUUUAACUCAAGUCUUCAGUAAGGUGUAUUAACUUAUUUGAUUUAACAUAGCUUUACUUUGAUUGUUCUGUUUCAUUUGGCCUUUUGUGAAUCAUGAGGAAUUGCGAUGUCCUUUGUGUCUUUGUGUGAUAAAAGGGGAGGUACUCUCCUGGA
Molecule: messenger RNA, 2940 nt
Organism: Sardina pilchardus (European sardine)
Lineage: Eukaryota; Metazoa; Chordata; Actinopteri; Clupeiformes; Clupeidae
Gene: bco1l
Product: beta-carotene oxygenase 1, like
Exons: 11
Coding region: 491-2068 (525 amino acids)
Biological process (GO): carotene catabolic process; retinal metabolic process
Molecular function (GO): carotenoid dioxygenase activity; beta-carotene 15,15'-dioxygenase activity
Source: RefSeq, a predicted model, not a curated record